AAUUCAAAAUAAGUAAGAAAAUUGAAAAACCCUAAAGAAACAACCUGAAGGUCCCUAUUCCCCCAACCAAUAACCAUCUACCAACUAAAAUACGUAAACCCCAAAAACUCCAUUAAAAAACACCCUAAAAAGAAAUAUAGAUUUUUUAAAAUUCCCUGGUUUAGUUUUCACUGCUUCCAAGAUUAAGAAACUUCCAUCAGAUAUGUAUCAAGAUUCAAGAUUCAACUUAGUGUGAAAUUGGAAAAGACAAGUGCUUUUGUCAAUUGAAGAAGAAGACUGAAAGGUAAAUGAUGGGUAGAAAUCUUAGCCCGAUUUUGCGGCGAGAGCUGGCAAAUCUUGACAAAGAUGCCGAUAGUCGAAAAUCAGCAAUGAAAGCACUGAAAUCAUAUGUGAGAGACUUGGAUUCAAAGGCAAUACCGGUCUUCCUUGCACAAGUUUCCGAGACCAAAGAAACUGGGUGUGUAUCUGGUGAAUACACUAUUUCACUCUAUGAAGUUCUUGCUCGUGUUCAUGGUGUGAAGAUUGUUCCACAGAUUGAUAGUAUAAUGUCUACUAUUAUCAAAACAUUAGCUUCAAGUGCAGGCUCUUUCCCACUACAACAGGCAUGCUCGAAAGUGGUGCCUGCAAUUGCAAGAUAUGGGAUCGAUCCAACCACUCCAGAAGAUAAGAAGAGGCACAUCAUUCACUCACUUUGUAAGCCUCUUUCGGAAUCUCUUUUGGGUUCCCUAGAAAGCUUGAGUUCGGGAGCUGCCCUUUGCUUGAAGGCGCUUGUAGAAUCUGAUAACUGGCGGUUUGCUUCGGAUGAGAUGGUCAACAAUGUUUGUCAAAAUGUGGCUGGUGCUUUGGAGGAGAAGUCUACUCAGACGAAUGCACAUAUGGGGCUGGUUAUGGCUUUAGCGAAGCAUAAUGCUUUGAUUGUUGAAGCGUAUGCUAGAUUGUUAAUAAAAUCUGGCUUGAGAAUAUCCAAUGCUGGGCUUGCAGAAGGUAAUUCUCAGAAACGGUUUUCAGCAAUACAAAUGAUAAACUUCUUGAUGAAGUGGUUGGAUCCAAGGAGUGUGUUCUCAGAGGUAGAGUUGAUUAUGGAAGAGAUGGAGAAGUGCCAAUCCGAUCAGAUGGCUUAUGUUAAAGGGGCUGCUUAUGAAGCUUCUCAAACUGCGAAGAAAAUAGCACAAGAGAAAGGGUCAAAGUUUGAGAACAGUUCUGGUUCGGUUACUGGAUCAAAUUUUGGUAGGAGAGACCGCAAUCGUAGAAGGAAUUUAGGCACAGCCAGUGAUGGAUCUCCUGCAACUGCAUCACCCGAAUCACAAACACUUGACUCCUUUAUGGAAUAUGAUUCUUUGCUUGAGUCACCAAUCUCGAUGACUCAAAUUUCUCGCAACAUGGAAUAUGAUCAAAGGAGUGUGACUCGGAAGCUUUGGAAAUAUGAAAAUGGAGGUGUAGAUGUAUCGCUUAAGGAUGGUUUGUUCUCUGCAGUGGCUCAAGGACGUUCCAUAUGUGACUCACCUUCUGAUCUUCACGAACUUAGCAAUAAUGGGUCAGAGUUCACGGAGGAGUUUUCAGGAUUCUUGUAUAGAAGUCCUAGAAAUGUGUUGCCAAGAAGUGCCACUCCCAGUCCUCAGAGAUCACGUUCACGGAUUAACGUAGAAACCCUCUUUACAACUCCAAGGAAGCUCAUCCACUCACUUCAAGAUCCUAAUGAAUUGAACUCAGAUUACUCCGAGAAACAAUUCAGGAGGUUCAGAAGUCCAUGCUCAGAGAAAUUUGGAGGUAGUCCAACCACAAACCGUAACACUUUUUGUCGUGGUAUGAUCAAUGAGGUCAAACGCAAAGCACGUUCGUAUACCGAUGGUGAAGAUCAUGGUGUCUCUGAAUCUGUAUCAUCAACUGAUGACAGUCCUGCUGAGCUUGAUGUCCCAGGAUCUACUGAUGCAGCCCCUAAGAACAAAAAAGAAACUCUCGAGUACCACAACGAGAAAGUAGGUAAGAACAUGGCUCCUAAAUUGUUUUUGGGCCUCUUUUUGAUUAUAAUUGCAGUCCUCACUUGUUUAUGGUGGACUGAAGGUGAGGAUGAAAGCUUCUAUGUUGUUCCAACUUAGGUUCACUCAACUCUGUUGUAUCAAACUUGUCCUAGUGAAUUAGGAACAGUGUUAAGAACAAUGUUGGAGACCAGGCUCUUUACAAUGUGCUUUUCAGUAACAAUACUAGCUGAGUAUUUCUGCA
This is a messenger RNA of Gossypium raimondii (Peruvian cotton), 2220 nucleotides long. RefSeq names its product protein SINE1. The record is from RefSeq and is a predicted model, not a curated record. Gene Ontology annotation, cellular component: microtubule. Gene Ontology annotation, molecular function: microtubule binding. Bases 288 to 2096 code for a protein of 602 amino acids. Lineage: Eukaryota; Viridiplantae; Streptophyta; Magnoliopsida; Malvales; Malvaceae. The transcript has 3 exons.